AUGGCAGCAUCAUCAUCAUUAGUAGCAAGUAUGGAUGGUGGUGGUGGUGGUUUAAAUGCUAGUGGAACUGGUGGUGUAGAAAUUGCUAAAGCUUUAUCUAGCAUGCAAAUACGUAAUGAACAAUUUCGCCACUUAUAUGAAGAACUUAAAAAAGAAUAUUCAACAUUAUCUGAAGCAUAUGCUGAUUGUCAACGAACUUUAGAAAAAUCUACUGAAGACAAUCGUCAAAUGCAAGAAAAAUUUAAAAAUUUACUUGAUAAAUUACAAAUGGACAAUAGAAAAAAACAAACACAAAUUGAAGAAAUGAAAACACAAUUACUUGACAAUAGUAAAAUCGAUCAAAUUCGUGAUCGUCUAUCAUCAGAAGUUGAAGGUCCAUAUAAAUUAGCAUUAUCACAAUUAGGAAAUCAAUUAGAACAAACUAAAGGUGAAUUAACAAAAGUUCGUUUUGAAUUAAAUGCUCGAAUAAAAGAACAUGCUUCGGAAUUAUCUCAAAGAGAUCAAAUAGCAAGUGAAAUUCAAUUAAAAACUGAAAAAGAAUUAGGAGCAUUAAGAAAAGAACGUGAUCUUCUACAACAACAUAUUCGUCAAGAAAAUCAAAAAGAUACAAAUAUUGAACAAAAUCGUUCAAGAGAAAUAACACAAUUGAAAGCUAAAAUUGAACAAUUUAUUCAAGAAUUAAAUGAAGCAAGAGAAAAUGAACGUGAUUCAUUAAAACAACAAUUAACAACAACACAUCAUGAAUUAACAUCUGUUAGUGAACAAUUAACAACAGCUAAUAGACAAUUACAUGAAAGAGAUCUUCGAUUUGCACAAAUUAAUUCUGAAUAUGAAAAUAUUCAACAUCGAUUUAAAGUUGAAGUUGCCAAUCAUAAAAUUGAUUUAGCUAAAGUACAAAGAGAACAAUUAGAACAACAAGAACAAUUAAAACUACAUAUUCAAGGACUUGUUUUAGAACUUGAAGAAAAAAUCGCUGUUUUAACUUCUGAUAAAUCAAAAUUACAAUUAAAUAUGCAAGAAAAAGAACAUAAUUUACUUACAAGUGUACAAGCAGUAAGAGAAGAUGAAUGGAAAAAAAUUAGUGAAAUUACAAAUGAAAAACUUAAUUUAGAAGCUGAUUUAAAUAUAUUAAAAAAGUCGAAUGAUGAACGACAAAAACAAUUUGAUAUUGAACGUGAUCGUUUAUAUGAACAAAUAAGAAGUUUAGAAAAAACUCGUGAUGAAUUAACAAAAGAAAAUACAUAUUUAAAUACAACUAUUAAACAAAUAAAUGAUUGUCAAAAUGAAUUCGAACGUGAACAAGAAAAAUCUCGAGAACUCUAUAGAAAAUGUGCUAAACUUGAAAGUCAACUUGCAUCAACUAAUGGAAUUGAACAAGAAUUAACAGAAAUAAAUUUAAAAUUAAAAAAUGAAUUGAAUCAAUUAAUGAAUGAAUGUCAUUCGAAUAAACAAGAAGUUCAACAAAUGAAUAAUCAAUGUACAACAACAAUUGAAAAUGCUCGUCGAGCAUUUUUUAAUGAAAGAAAAGAAAUGGAAAUAAAAAUUGAACAAUUAGUUGAACAAUUAAAAAAUUAUAAAACAAAAAUAAUUGAAUUACAAAGAGAAAAAAAAGAAUAUCGAUUAAGACAUCAAAAUUUUUCACAAAAAUUAAUUGAAAAAAGUCAAUUAAUUGAAGCAAAACUUAAUGAAAUUAAACAAAAAGAAUUAAGUUUACAAAAUGUUGUUAGUCUUCAAACUCAUAAUCGUGUAAAACGUCAAUUAUCUCAAUUAUUAAAAAAACAUGCACAAUUUCAAACACUUAUCGAUGCAAAUAAUAUUAAUCGAUCAUCAGUACAAUUAGAUGAUAAAUAUGAUCUUAAUUCCAUGUUAACUCGUCUAGAUCGUUUAUCACAUGAACAAAAUCAUCAAUUAAAUGAUUUUAUUCCAACGAAAGAAACUUCAUCAGCUCUUUCCAAUCAUUUUGAAUCAAGUUUAACUCAAAGUGGAUUAUCAUCUUCUUCACCAGAUAAACGAAAAAUAAUUCGAUUUGAAGAAGAAAGUGAUUAA
Molecule: messenger RNA, 2046 nt
Organism: Rotaria sp. Silwood1
Lineage: Eukaryota; Metazoa; Rotifera; Eurotatoria; Philodinida; Philodinidae
Source: the annotation of a GenBank genome assembly